AUGUCGGACGUAGAAGAGAGCAACGCUCCCGAAGUCGCCGAGGAGGUCGAAGUCUCCGCCGAUGCCGCCUCCAAGGGUCAGAUGUCCGUCCUGGACGCCCUGAAGGGUGUGCUGAAGCUGGCGCUCAUGCACGAUGGACUUGCCCGUGGUCUGCGUGAGGCUAGCAAGGCUCUCGACCGCCGUCAGGCCCACAUGUGCGUCCUGAACGAGGCUUGCGAGGAGGACGCCUACAAGAAGCUCGUCAUUGCUCUCUGCUCUGAGCACAAGAUCCCCCUGAUCAAGGUUCCCGACGGAAAGCAGCUCGGCGAGUGGGCCGGUCUCUGCGUUCUCGACCGUGAGGGCAACGCCCGCAAGGUCGUCAACUGCUCUUGCGUCGUCGUCAAGGACUGGGGUGAGGAGUCCCAGGAGCGCUCCAUCCUCCUCAACUACUUCCAGACCGAGCAAUAA
Molecule: messenger RNA, 447 nt
Organism: Diaporthe amygdali
Lineage: Eukaryota; Fungi; Ascomycota; Sordariomycetes; Diaporthales; Diaporthaceae
Product: 40s ribosomal protein s12
Exons: 3
Coding region: 1-447 (148 amino acids)
Biological process (GO): translation
Cellular component (GO): ribosome; cytosolic small ribosomal subunit
Molecular function (GO): structural constituent of ribosome
Source: RefSeq, a predicted model, not a curated record